This is a messenger RNA of Solanum stenotomum, 1610 nucleotides long. Its product is annotated as lysophospholipid acyltransferase 1-like. Gene Ontology annotation, cellular component: endoplasmic reticulum; membrane. The coding region runs from base 52 to 1443 and encodes 463 amino acids. Gene Ontology annotation, molecular function: acyltransferase activity. The record is from RefSeq and is a predicted model, not a curated record. The transcript is spliced from 8 exons. Gene Ontology annotation, biological process: lipid modification; triglyceride biosynthetic process; phospholipid biosynthetic process. Lineage: Eukaryota; Viridiplantae; Streptophyta; Magnoliopsida; Solanales; Solanaceae.
UAAGAUAAAUGACUCUUGGGACCUUUGACAAAUUUUUUUGCUUUUUUCGAUAUGGAGCUGCCGGAGAUGGAAUCAAUGGCGACGGCGAUCGGAGUAUCGGUGCCGGUGCUCCGAUUCCUUCUUUGUUUCGUUGCAACUAUUCCGGUGAGCUUCUUCCACCGUUUUGUUCCUUCUGCCACCGGAAGACAUCUCUACGCCGCCGUGAUGGGUGGUGUUCUUUCAUACUUGUCGUUCGGAUUCAAUUCAAAUCUUCACUUUUUUGUGCCUAUGCUUUUGGGUUAUGCUUCUAUGGUUAUCUAUCGGCCUUAUUGUGGGAUCAUCACUUUCUUCAUUGCUUUUGGUUACCUUAUUGGAUGCCAUGUGUACUACAUGAGUGGGGAUGCAUGGAAGGAAGGAGGUAUUGACGCAACAGGAGCUUUAAUGGUGGUAACACUGAAAAUAAUUUCAUGUGCGAUCAAUUACCAAGAUGGAUUGUUGAAGGAGGAGGAUUUGCGUGAGGCUCAGAAGAAAAAUCGUUUGCUCAAGUUGCCAUCAUUACUUGAGUACUUUGGUUAUUGCCUCUGUUGCGGAAGUCAUUUUGCUGGUCCAGUUUAUGAAAUGAAGGAUUACCUUGACUGGACAGAGAGAAAUGGCAUAUGGAAAUCUUCCGAGAAAGAUCACCCAUCACCUCUUGGGGCAACUUUGAGAUCUCUUCUUCAAGCAGCCUUUUGUAUGGGGUUGUAUCUCUAUCUUGUGCCUUUUUACCCGCUUUCCAGGUUCUCUGACCCGUUAUACCAAGAAUGGGGUUUCUUCAAACGGUUGAGUUACCAAUAUAUGGCGUGUUUUACUGCCCGGUGGAAAUAUUAUUUCAUCUGGUCAAUCUCAGAAUCUGCUGUUAUUAUUUCUGGCUUGGGGUUCAGUGGUUGGACAGACUCUUCGCCAUCGAAACAACGUUGGGACCGUGCGAAAAAUGUUGAUGUAUUGGGUGUUGAGCUGGCAAAAAGUUCAGUUCAGUUACCUCUUGUAUGGAACAUUCAAGUCAGCACCUGGCUGCGACACUAUGUAUAUGAGAGGCUCGUACAGAAGGGAAAGAAGGCUGGUUUCUUCCAGUUGCUGGCUACACAGACUAUUAGUGCUGUAUGGCAUGGACUAUAUCCGGGAUACAUUAUAUUCUUUGUUCAGUCGGCUUUGAUGAUUGCUGGAUCAAGAGUCAUCUACAGAUGGCAGCAAGCUACAAAAGGUACUAUGUUCGAGAAGAUACUAACGUUAAUGAGCUUUGCAUACACACUAUUGAUUUUAAACUACUCUGCUGUUGGCUUCAUGGUUUUAAGUCUGCACGAAACGCUCACUUCUUAUGGAAGUGUAUACUAUGUUGGAACCGUUAUACCGAUUGUACUAAUCCUGCUCGGUAAAGUGAUUAAGCCAGCAAGACCUGCAAGAUCUAAAGCUAGGAAAGAAGAGUGAGUCAUACCGUGCUCCUCGAUCUGGUUGUUUAGUUAUUUUUUGGUGAAAAAACUAGAGCUUUGCUUCUUGUAGUUUGUUUUAUGUCUCUAGAACUUGUGUUUUAGAGACAUAAAACAAAGCAAAUUUGUUUUGAGCACGAAUAGGGCCUUUUAGCAUUGUUUCCUUCC